AUGAGUCGAUUCUGUACGCACGGCCUACGAAGUCUUUCGGCGUUCACCCUACUCACUCCCGUACUCGCCCAAUCCUGCUCUUCCCCGAACGCCACCUUCGGAGCUGGUGGCGGCCGCAAGAUCGCCCUGGUAAUCGACAGCUCUGGCUCGAACGACUGGACGGACCCAGAGGACCUCCGCAUAACCGCCGCGCAGGCCUUCACCUACCGCCUCACGGCAUCCAGCGAAGCCAAAUCUGGCGGCCACGGUGCAGCAGACCUCCUCGCCGUGAUCGAUUUCGACGACACCAGCAAAGUCGCCUACCCCCUCGGCGACCCGGGAAACGCCGCAUUCGACACGAUCAAUGCCUUCGGCGGCACCUUCAUCUCUGGCGGCGUGGACCUAGGCCUGGCCGAACUACAGCGCGACGGCAGUCCUCUCGGCAACCGCACCGGCAUGAUCGUGCUCACGGACGGCGAGGACGCCUACCUGGAGACGCUGAUCCUAUCACUGAACAACGCGACCGCCCUCGGCGUGCGCAUCAGCUUCGGCUUCCUGCAGACACCGGGCAGCCCCGUCACUCCCCCCGCGGGGCUCGUAUCCGCGAUCCUCGCCACGGGCGGAACCUUCUCCACGAUCGACUCCGCCGCGGCACAGCAGUACUUCAUCGACCUGAUCAUCGCGAACGGGCCGACGCCCGUCGACGUCGGCGGCGGCGCCACAGGCCCCAACGGCGAAACGUCGAUUCUCCCCGGCCUUGCCGUCGCCCACAAGCUCGCGCGGGACCCAGGCGUAUACACGUACAACGCCGUCGCUGGCGAGCGCCUCAACUUCACGGUGCAGAGCCUUACUAACCAGUCGCUUGCUGUGGCACUGAGCGGCCAUGGAGGUGCCGAUCUGCUCACUGCCACCGAGGGCCCGUCGUGGAUCGCGAAUGUCCUCUUCACGCCCGCGAGCGAUACCGCGUUGAAGUUGACGUGGGAGAGGAUUUUUAUUGUAAUAUUCUCAUGA
Tricharina praecox is the source of this 990-nucleotide messenger RNA. RefSeq lists its product as uncharacterized. The transcript has 4 exons. Bases 1 to 990 code for a protein of 329 amino acids. The record is from RefSeq and is a predicted model, not a curated record. Lineage: Eukaryota; Fungi; Ascomycota; Pezizomycetes; Pezizales; Pyronemataceae.